CUCCUUCCCAACGUGGACCGUGUUUGUGUUUGUGUUAGCAGUGUUGGCCUCCAGCAACUGUACCUUAUUCUUUUUAUUCCUAAGUUCUCUUCUCUUCCUCCUCCUCCUCCUCUCUUUACACGCUUCCUUCCCUUCUCUCCCUCUCUUCUCUCAUUCCGUUUCCUUUCCUCUUCAUCCAACCACUCAUUCAUACACCAUGGGUCUGCUGUCGCUCGGAACACCCAUGCCUUGGGAGGAGGCCAAACAGUACGCCGACCACGUCCGCACCCACGGUAUCAUUCAGUUUCUCAACCUCUGGGAAGCUACCAAGGACUCCCAGAAAGACUGUCUUCUCUGGGGCGAUGAGAUCGAGUACAUGGUUAUCAGCUACGACGAUAAGAACCAGCGUGCCAAGCUCAGUCUGCGUGUCUGGGAAAUCCUCCAGGAGCUGGCCAAGGAAGAGGAGGAGGCAAUGAUUAACCCUGCCAAGAAACUGCUAGUCAACUCCUCCUGGCAUCCAGAGUAUGGUCGCUACAUGCUGGAGGGCACUCCUGGCGAGCCCUACAUGGGUCUUCCUCGCGAUCUGCUGGCCGUCGAACGGAAUAUGAAACUUAGACGUGAACUGGCCAAGAAAUUCAUGAAGCCGAAUGAGGUUCCUCUCACUUUGACAUCGUACCCGCGUCUUGGAUGUGCUGGUGACGGUCUGGAUCCCCAUCACGAGCCCCAUGGACCUGCUGCCCGCAGUCUUUUCGUGCCUGACGAGAUUAUCAAUGCCCACGCUCGCUUUCCAACGUUGACUGCGAAUAUUCGCCGGCGCCGUGGAUCCAAGGUGGCAAUCAACAUGCCUAUCUUCCAUGACAAGAACACGCCCAAGCCAUUCAUUGACCCCACUAUCCCGACUUUUCACGAUUAUCCCGAGGACAAGAAUGCAAUUGAAGAGGGCGCUGCGCUGCCGGAUCAUAUUUACAUGGACGCUAUGGCCUUUGGCAUGGGAUGCUGUUGUCUGCAAAUCACCUUCCAGGCUGUUAAUGUUGAGGAGGCUCGUAAGAUCUAUGAUCAGAUGGCGACAUUGGGACCCAUCAUGCUUGCUUUGACAGCAGCUGCACCGAUCUACCGCGGAUAUUUAAGCGAUGUGGAUUGCAGAUGGAACGUGAUUGCUCAAUCCGUCGACGACAGAACCGAGGAAGAGCGAGGACUGAAGCCACUGAAGGACAACAAGUACAAGAUUGCAAAGUCGCGCUACGAUUCGAUUGACUCGUACAUCUCCAACGACCCGAAUAACAAACCCGAGUACAACGAUAUACCCCUGGUUUACGACAAGGACAUUUACAAGAAGCUGUCCGAGAACGGCAUCGACGACCUGCUCGCCCGCCAUAUCUCCCAUCUCUUUAUCCGCGAUCCUCUGGUCAUUUUCCACGAGCUGCUGAACGUUGAUGAUCAUGAGAGCACGGAUCACUUUGAGAACCUGCAGAGCACAAAUUGGCAGACCAUGCGCUUCAAGCCCCCGCCCUCCAAGACGAGCCCCAUUGGCUGGCGUGUCGAGUUCCGAUCUAUGGAAAUUCAGCUCACAGACUUUGAGAAUGCGGCAUUUGCGAUCUUUAUUGUCCUUGUCACCCGUGCUGUUCUCAGCUUCAACACUAACUUUUACAUUCCCAUUUCCAAGGUGGAUGAGAACAUGAAAGUGGCCCAUCAUAGGAAUGCUGUCUUGCAGGAGAAGUUCCACUUCCGUAAGCAAAUCUUCCCUCAGUCCCGCCCUGGCACCCCAGCAGCAGGAACACCCUCUGGAUCACCCCUUGUGGCCAAUGCGACCCUGCCUCGUGGAACGACUACAAGCGCACACGCUCAUCUUUCAGCAGGAAUGGAUCGCUCGGACGAGUACGAGCUGAUGACGAUUGACGAGAUUAUCAACGGCAGCUCUGAGAAGGGAUUCCCUGGUUUGCUGGGUCUUGUCAACAAUUAUUUGAAUACGCUGAACAUCGACAUUGAAACACGGUGCGAGAUUAGCAAGUAUUUGGAGUUGAUCAAGAAACGUGCGAACGGUACGCUGAUGACGGCGGCGUCGUGGAUGAGGCAGUUUGUGCAGAACCAUCCGGAUUAUAAGCAGGACUCUGUGGUAUCGGAGAAGAUUAAUUACGACCUGGUCAAGAUGGUGGAGAAGAUCAACACGGGCGAGGUCCAGGUGCCGGAACUUCUGGGCAACUUUUCUGUAUGAGGAACAAAAUAUAGAUAUGGGUUACAAUGGCCCGGACAGAAAUGAAAUAAAAAAUGCAUGAGUAAUAAUCCUCAUGAUGCUGUUUAUGCUCGGCG
Molecule: messenger RNA, 2286 nt
Organism: Gamsiella multidivaricata
Lineage: Eukaryota; Fungi; Mortierellomycota; Mortierellomycetes; Mortierellales; Mortierellaceae
Product: glutamate-cysteine ligase-domain-containing protein
Exons: 6
Coding region: 197-2191 (664 amino acids)
Biological process (GO): glutathione biosynthetic process
Cellular component (GO): glutamate-cysteine ligase complex
Molecular function (GO): glutamate-cysteine ligase activity
Source: RefSeq, a predicted model, not a curated record